Thunnus maccoyii (southern bluefin tuna) is the source of this 2124-nucleotide messenger RNA. RefSeq names its product glycine C-acetyltransferase (gene gcat). NCBI's taxonomy places the organism in Eukaryota, Metazoa, Chordata, Actinopteri, Scombriformes, Scombridae. The record is from RefSeq and is a predicted model, not a curated record. The transcript has 9 exons. Gene Ontology annotation, molecular function: pyridoxal phosphate binding; glycine C-acetyltransferase activity. The coding region runs from base 119 to 1402 and encodes 427 amino acids. Gene Ontology annotation, biological process: L-threonine catabolic process; biosynthetic process.
GGCCCGCCACGCUACGCCCCAGACCCAUGUCACGUAACGUGCGUCCCCUCGACUCCUGUUGUACUUUCCAGCUUUCCUACACGUUUCACAAUUUCUGUAAACACACGGCGGCACCGUCAUGUCUCUCGGAAAAGCUGCCCGGGGUUUGGUGAAGCCUCUUCGGGGCGUCCUGCGGCCCUCGGCCUCGGCUGUGAGUCGGAGCUACGCCGCCGCCGCUGAAGCCAGAGCUGUGCUGAACGGCGAGCUCGAUGCUAUCCGAGCCGCGGGGACGUGGAAAGGGGAGAGGAUCAUCACGUCCAAGCAGGGACCCCAUAUCAACGUGGACGGCAGUCGUGGCAGUAUGUUGAAUUUCUGUGCCAACAACUACCUCGGUCUGUCCAGUCAUCCAGAGGUGAUUCAGGCAGGUAUCGAUGCUCUGAAGACGUACGGUGCCGGACUGAGCUCUGUCAGAUUCAUCUGUGGCACACAGGAUCUACACAAAAAUCUGGAGCAGAAGCUGGCAGAGUUCCAUGAGAGGGAGGACUGCAUCCUCUACGCCAGCUGUUUUGAUGCUAAUGCUGGGCUGUUUGAGGUUCUGUUGGGCCCGGAUGACGCAGUACUGUCUGACGAGCUAAACCAUGCCUCCAUUAUCGAUGGGAUCCGUCUGUGUCGGGCAAAGAGGAUGCGCUACAAACACAUGGACCUCAGUGACCUGGAGAUCAAACUCAAAGAGUCUCAGUCAUCUCGUAUGCGCCUGAUAGUGACAGAUGGAGUCUUCUCGAUGGAUGGAGAUGUGGCUCCUUUACAAGGAAUCUGUGACCUGGCUGAACAGUACGGAGCCAUGGUGUUUAUAGAUGAAUGUCACGCCACAGGCUUCCUGGGGAACCGGGGCAGAGGAACAGACGAGCUGCUGGGAGUGAUGGACAGAGUUCACAUUGUAAACUCCACCUUGGGGAAAGCACUGGGAGGAGCAGCCGGUGGCUACACAGUUGGGCCUAAGCCUCUCAUUGACCUGCUGAGGCAGCGCUCACGACCGUACCUGUUUUCCAACUCCCUCCCCCCUCCUGUGGUGGGCUGCGCCACCAGGGCUGUAGAGCUGCUGCUGGCCUCCAAUGAGAUUGCACAGAGCAUGGCGGCCAAAACCAUGAGGUUCAGGAACAAGAUGUCACAGGCUGGCUUCACCAUUGCGGGCUCAGCUCACCCGAUCUGUCCCGUAAUGCUCGGAGAUGCACGGCUGGCCUCUCUGAUGGCCGACGACAUGCUGAAGCUAGGCGUGUAUGUGAUUGGAUUCUCCUACCCCGUCGUACCAAAGGGCAAAGCCAGAAUCCGCGUUCAGAUUUCAGCCGCACACACAGACGAAGACAUCGACCACUGCAUCGACGCUUUCAUCCAGACAGGCAGAAAGCAUGGAGUCGUUUCUUGAAAAGGACAAAUAAGCAGGAAUCAGAAGGAUUCAGCAACCAGUAUGAAUUACUGAAGAGCCUCGAACCGCUUGCCCUCGCAGAUCUUGCUGCCUGUUACUCAAGACCUAUGAAUGAUUUUGAUGGAAAUACUAGUUACAUUUGUAGGUCAACAGAGGUUAAUGUUAUCUUUGUGUUGGCUUGGCUGAAUAAAGCACUUUUGCUAACGUGUAGAUGUUUGUACUUUAAGAAAAAGGGCUCUUAAUUCCAUAUUUCCAACAUUUUUUUAUGAGGGAGAAAAUGUUUCUAUUGAGUCAUUGUUUCUGUUGACAAUGGUCCAUUUAUUUUGGCUCAUUUCACUUCAUUUACAGGUUAUAGUUUUGAUGAUUGUGAGGAUAAUCUUAAAUUUAAUAAUACAUCUAGUCAUAUAACCUUGCAUUAUAAGCAUUUAUUAGAAUUAAACUCAUCCUUCAAAACCAGUGAAAGAACUGGGGCUCUUUGUUAAUGCUAAUUAGUGAGAGAAAGUGUUUUUGGAGUUAGGGCAAAAAAUUUUUUUUUUUCCUCAACAUUCAUGAAAUUUGAAAGUGGCUUUAAGGUUUAGGCAGCCAAAGCUCAUGUGAUGUUACCCUGUACAUUGUCAGAGGGAGAGCUGCUUUGCCUUGUUCCUGAAGAGAUGCUAAAAACAGAUUUGCAAAUGCUGAAUAUGGAAAGAUGGAAAGUAUUAAAGUCCCCCUCUGCUCAAAAA